Messenger RNA from Saccostrea cuccullata (small rock oyster), 582 nucleotides. RefSeq lists its product as uncharacterized. Lineage: Eukaryota; Metazoa; Mollusca; Bivalvia; Ostreida; Ostreidae. The record is from RefSeq and is a predicted model, not a curated record. The transcript has 3 exons. The coding region runs from base 1 to 582 and encodes 193 amino acids.
AUGACAAGGUUGCAAGGAGAAAGUCCCAAGUGGCAUGCUAUUCGCAAGAAGAGGAUAACUGCAUCUGUUCAUAUUGUGAAGCGUAGAGCAGAUUUUGGACCUUUGAUUAAAAGAUUGAAGACAACAAGAAAAGUCGUCACAGAGAGUAUGCGACAUGGAUUGUCGUUCGAGGCAGUUGCUGCUGAAGCCUUUGUACAAUUGCAAAACAACAAUGUCAACAUAUACCCUUGUGGAAUCAUUGUCAGUCCUUAUGCUUCCUGGCUUGCUGCUAGCCCAGACAGGAAGGUAUACAACCCAACUAUGAACCCCCCUUAUGGUUUGCUGGAGAUAAAGUGCCCUGUAAAACCCUUAACAGAGUGUGUUUAUUUGAAGAAGGAUGGGGAUAUAUGGAGACUGAAGGAAAACCAUAACUACUACCACCAAGUUAUGAUGCAGCUUGCCGUGACAGGUCUUACCUGGUGUUAUUUCUUUGUGUGGCACUGUGACGAGAGCCAUUUGGAGGUGAUUACCUUUGAUAAUGAAGAGUGGCAGGAAAUGAAAAACAAGAUUGAUUCAUUCUAUUUUAACUAUUUCCUUGAAUAA